Molecule: messenger RNA, 9826 nt
Organism: Bemisia tabaci
Lineage: Eukaryota; Metazoa; Arthropoda; Insecta; Hemiptera; Aleyrodidae
Biological process (GO): regulation of transcription by RNA polymerase II
Molecular function (GO): RNA polymerase II cis-regulatory region sequence-specific DNA binding; DNA-binding transcription factor activity, RNA polymerase II-specific
Source: RefSeq, a predicted model, not a curated record
UGGAGGAUUUGGUUGUUGUCAGUGUCGGACUCCUGUGGUCGGUGAAAUGAAUUUUUGUCGGCAUGAUUUUUUACUGAUAUUCAUGGUGUAAUGGGUGGAUUCGUCUGUUCCGUCGCGAUUACGAUAAUGCAUUUCGAAAAUCGUCGCGUUCCUGGUCUCAUGAUAGAACCCUCCGUCCGAUUUCCAUAGGGGCUUUAAACCCUUGAAAUCAAUUUGCUACAAUGCCGAAAGCUCCUUCUACAUCAAGUGCUCUUUCGUUGCAAAAUGUCAACCAGGUAUUAGAGUCUGUGUCACAACUUACUCCUCCCGAGAAAUUGCUCCUUUACCUUAAGCUUCCAACCGGUCAGCCUCUUGUUAACCCGCUCAAAUCUCCUGUUAACCCACUUGGCAGUAGAUUUGAGAUCACACAAACAAUCAACUGGGUGCGAACGCAUUUCAUAGAAGAUAAAAAUGUUUCCUUACCAAAACAGAAUAUCUAUGCAGAGUAUUUAGAAUAUUGCGCCCUAAACAGCAUGAAACCGUUAUCCACAGCUGAUUUUGGGAAGGUGAUGAAACAAGUUUUUCCUGAAGUACGUCCCAGAAGGCUUGGCACUCGAGGUAAUUCUCGGUAUUGCUAUUCUGGACUUGGAAAGAGAAGGUCAUUGAGCUGUCCAUAUUUACCAGAGAACUUGUGUGAGGAACUUGAGACAAAAUCAGGGAAGAAUGACACAAAGUCUGCACCUGUCCUGCAAACCCUAGAAGAGAAAUCAAGCAACCAUCUGAAUAGCGCAUCUGUGAAUAGUGAUCGUGGAGGCAGUAGGUCAAGUGUGCUCCUGAAUGGCUGCUCAAGUGAAAUUAAAAAAGAAACAGAUGUUUCUCAAGGUAGUGAUACUGCAAUCUCACCACAUCAGACCAAAAACAAUUCAAAGACCAGGAAAAGGAAAAUAUCGGGACCAACGCUAGGGAAAAAAGAUCAGUCAGAAUCAAAUAGAACGAAGCAACCCAAAAAACUUUCAGGGCUAGAUGGAACACCCAAUCGCACUGCAGAUGAAAAGUGUACAACUAUCUGUGAUAUCAAACAGUAUCCUCCGACUAAGGAUAAGGGUUUGACUUGUAGUUAUACUAAGCUUGAUCUCGAUAUUUCUACUGAUCUCAAUGGUGGUAAACCAAGGGAGGCAUCCUCAAAUAUCAGUCGAAGUUACAGUGUAGACCUUCCCUCCACUAACAUGUACAAAUCUACUUCUAGAACAGUCUCAGUAGAUGUGAUUGGUGAUUAUGGAUUAUCGGACAAAGAUCUGGAGACCGUAAGCAAUCCAUUUGACUCAAAUGUAUCUUCGAACAUUAAUUUACAAGACUCAGGAAUCAGUUCAACUCAAGAACAACUAUCAGCCCUUAUUUCAAAUUCUUCAAACGGUAACACAGUUUCAGAGUUGAAUUCUUUUGUUGUCACUUCUCAGAGUACGGAAAAAAAAUUACCACUUCCACGACUGAGACCUGUAAAAAUAUCUGGGCCAAGUCAAGUUGCUAAAAUCAUAAUUCUUCCAUCAAAUGUAAUCAAGCAGACUUCUGGCUGGCCAUCACGUCAAUACAAACCCAUUCAACCCAGGCCUGGGAAAGAAUCAACUGGCCAGAAUACUAACUUCCUUGAAAAAAGUAUUGAUUCUAGUAUGAGCGAAGCGCCGUCACUUGUGCUUAAAGACGAACCAAAAGACAUUUUGAACUAUGAUGCUCUGCCAAAACUGGAUGCUUUGGGUAAAGACGCGCUGGAUACUUACUUGAAUGGUGAAGGCAACUCUCAAGAACUUGACGAAGAAUUGCUGCAGUACUUCAAGCCGGACUUUUCAUCAACAGAAGUAACAGACCUCUCUAAUCAGACUGUAUCUUUAAGUCAUGUCGAUGGAUUAUUGGAGGAUAGUCGUAGCUCAAUGGUGCUGGUCAAAGGAGUGAAAAAUAAAAUCCCUACAAGCAAAAGCUCUGUUCCAUUUUACCAACCUUCAUCUAUAAGUGAAGCACAUCCACCUAAUAGGUGCAUCACAGAGCUUCAAAUUGUCGAUGGUUCUAAUCUCCUGUUACCAUCCCCGGCAAGCUCUGUCGUCCUCAAAAGACAAGCAAGUUUUGAUUCUGGUGUGCGGGACUUGGAAACUCCACUGAACAUUCCUCCAAGCCCAAACACACGCUGUAAAUUAUUUAAUUUUACUCCUAUUUCACCAAGACCUUCUUCCCCACUAAACGGAAUGAGAGAGAACUCCAAAUCAUCUUGUGACACAAGUAUCCAAAGUCCAUUUAUAUCCCCUCGCACGACACCCAGUCGUGCUGUUGCAGUCUCCGACUCAGCAACUACCAAGUAUCCAGCAAGAUUUCGGUCUGUUUCCACCACUUGCAAGUCUAACAGCUUGAUAGGGAACCCGAGUCCUAUCUCCAAAAAAACACACGAUUUACCAUCUUUCAAUGACUUGGUCAAAAUGUCAAAACCCAAAAACCACUGCAAGUUGCUCCCACCGAUCUCUCCUGUCUCUACGCCAAAUUCCCCAGUUUUCUCAUUUAGUGAGGUACGUAAAGACUCUGCAGCACUCGCAAAGACUUCAACAAUCAAGGCUCCGAAUGGGCUUCAAAACAAUUUUUCAGAUGCUUGUUUCACCUUCGAUAGUUAUGGAAGUCCCAGAUCAAAAUCUGUUCCCGCGAAAGAAAUACCCAGGAGUAUUUCAGGUGAUGAUCUUGGGGUAUCAAUGAUGCUGGAUGAAAAACCAUUCCUAUCAGGAAUUAAAAGCCCGGUUGUGGAUUCAGAUAAUAAUUUGGAUAAAAUGUUAACAUAUUAUGAAGAAGAUGCUGAGUUAGAUAAAAACAGAUUGUAUAUGGAUGUUCUGAAUGGUGAAUCUUCAUUCAAUUCUGGUGACAGUUCUCUGUUGUGCAGUGAUGAUCCUAUUGGGUCUAAUUGCUCUGUGAACCUAGGUCGACGAGACACGAAUAGUCUCCAGUCAUUUCUUCACUCAGACCAAAUGCCCACACCUUUAGACUGCCUGCUAGGUGAUGUUGAUAUGGGGCUAAAUGGUCUCUGCACAGAUACAAUGGAUGUCUUCUCUCCUGGUUUACCGCCUAUGCCUAUUGAUUAAGUAUCUUAGAGUUCCAACUUUCCCCUUUUUUCCCCUGCACUUUGGUAAUUUUUGUGAAAAUUUCUCAAUAGCCUUGGAUUUAAGCCUAUAUCGUGUUCCCUCGAACUGAUUAUCUUUAUUUAAAGGAAUUGAAAAGGAGAACUUAUGAUAAGUAGGUUUAAAUUAAGUAAUUCCAAAGUACAUGUAUAUAUCUCUGUAGCUCUUUCUAAAAUACGGAAAUGGAGUAAAUCUAAUUCAAAAACUUAAUAACAUUUUUAGAUAAAGGAGAGAGAUUUUAAAUUCUAGCUAAACUCCACAAAGCCAUAAAGAAGCUUGAUCCGAGCAAAUUACCUAAAAUGCCUGAAGUGAGUGAUCAUUGCCUCACUGAAAAAUAAAUGUACUUUUUCUCCGGAAAAGGUUUCUAAAUUAUCUUCUCAAAUUACAUAUUAAGAGAUAAUUUAAAUAUGUUUAAUUUUCUUACAAUAUUGGUAGCAGUGCACAAGUGCAUAUUCUGUACCCCUGCACUCUCAGUUUUACUUGAUUUCAUUGUUAGUUUGAGGUGCUAUUUUCAGAAAGCAACCGGUUAAAGGACUAUUUGCUUUGCAUAGCCUCUUAAUUCUUAUGUUUUAGUUUCAUACUCCUCUCACUGUUCCAUCCACAUGAAGCAUAUAAAUUUCUUAUGAUUUUUAGUGUACUUUCUGAAGGAAAUAUUUUUGUUUCCGAUUAAUUUACACUGUGGCGUGGGUGGAUACGAUAUGAAAUCAAUAUUCCUGUUAAUCCAAGUACGGAAAAUGGACUGUAAUGUCCAUUGUUAUGGCAUAAUUCAGCACGAAAUAAAAUUUUUAAAUUUAUUUGAAGUGUGAUUUUUUUUCACACUGUUUAACGAGAAAAUUGAUUAUAAAGACUUUUGUACCCACUUACGCUAUGGUUCUCUUUCCAAGAUGAUGGAAAUGCAAACUUACCUUGCUUUUUCUCAUGGAACUCCUUCCAAGAUGUUGGAAAUUCAAACACCUUGUAUUUUCUCUCUCUGGCUCUAGAUUGAUGAGUAGUUGAUGAUAAUACUCAAAAAAAUUUUUUAGGCGUUCAUUAUUCAAACCGAAUUUUUUUUCUUUCUGAAUUUUUUGUCAUAAUCAUUGAAUGAACUGCGCUUACACAUUUUCAACGCUAUCUUGGUGCUCCUUUACACUAAUCUCAGCCAGCAUUGUUUUCAACUCCUUCCUCUCUCUCUUUCUUCCUCCCUUUUUUCUUCUUUUUCAGUCACUGUGAAAUCAAACCUCACAUUAAUUUGUCACCUUGACAACUGUUCCGCCUUCUGUUUCUAAAGAUCAGAGAUUAUUCUAUGAAUACUCUCUAACAAAAUAUUCAAUUCUAAAAUAAGAGUUAAGUUUUUUGUUCAUUCAAAAAGUGUGUUUUUUAAACCAUUGUUAUUUCGGCUGUCUCAAAAUCUGGUGGCUGACUUGAAAACCCUUGCCUCAUCAAGAAUAGAUGAAGUUCAAGAGUGUUAAUGGCGUGUAGCUUUUAGACUGACUUCUUGUAUAGAAAAAUAAUUCUCUUAGAUCUCAGACCUUCUUUUUUCCUGUUCUUUCGUAAGUUUGUUGGUUUAAUUAAGUAUGAAUCAACAAGUUCAUAAAGGUUUCUAAAGUAUGUGUAAGUUUUAAGACCAGCAAAUCAGAUUUUUCAGGUACCUUCUGGUUAAGGUUAUGAUCAUUUUCAAGGUUACGGUUACACUUUUGAUUAGUAAUCAUUUAACUUUUUUACAACCAAAAGCAGUAAGCCUCAUGGAAAUCAAGAAAACAACCACCGCAAAUUAGGUGAAUUCCAGUUUCUUUUUAUGAAUUUAAUAUUCAAUUUUUUUCCUAUCUGUUAUGUGUCUAACAUGUAGGUUUUGGUCCUAAGUUUUGAUUGUAAGCUGUCUGCCUGUGAAACUCUUAAAUCCUGCCUUUUGACUCAUCCUGAUUUUAGUAGGAGAUGGAUGAUCAAAGUGUGAAACCUUGUAUUUACAUAGUGGUGGCUCAAAAUUUCUGAACCUAUUUUAUUUUUUUGAAGAGAGACAAGUUAACUUUGUAGCUUGAAAUCUAUGCAGAAUAUUUUUCAGAUAGAGUAGUAAAAUCAAAAAAGUUUUCAAGGAGUUGAGUUGGGAUAAAUUAAGACAAGAAUUCUGCAACGUCCCAAACGGAGAUACUUGGUCACACACUUUGGCCAUUGAUUCAUCAAUUGAAUCCCCUCCUGGCUAAUUUUUUUGGAAAUUCCCAAAAUCUUAGAAAUUUUCAAAGUACUUGAAAUCAUCAUUUACAGUAGAAUCUUUUUUAAACUUUCUUUUGUAUAAUAGUAGUACCAUUGAUUUGCUUAUGAUUUUAAAGGACCAAAAUAUCUAAUUGUUAAUUUGGUAUGAUAUGAACCCAAAAUGUAUGAUCGUAGCCACAUCCUAAUUUUUUUAUGGAAAUUUCAAAUGUUGUACAAUGAAGCUCUUCUCUGUAGAAUGCAGAUUGUAUCUGCGCGUAGCAAUUCUAGGUUGUAGAUAUGUUUGCCACAUGUUAAAUCGAACAGGAGACUAAAGUAUUCUUAAUUUUAAUGCUAUAGUAUUUCUGAAAUGUAGUUCUAUCUCGUGACUGGUGUAUAAAAGUCAUUUUGAAAUUUCUGGGACUAAGCUUUUAUUGGAUCGCUCAACUGAGUGCAUGCUGCAUUUUUAAAAUUUUUCUCUGAAAACGUGACUGAGACUAGUCAAGAAUUUGGUAUUAAUGAUAAUGCUGGGUGACGUAAGCAUUAAUACAAGUAAGAGCAGCACAGAGCUUCUUCUGAAAUGAGCUCAGUGUUAGAGAAAAAAUUAAAAGAAAUUAACGAGAGGGCAACUAUUAAAAGUUUGUAACAAGUUCUUCACCCUCGUCUCUUAUCAGAGAAACGGCAUUAUUUAUUUUGGAAAUUAGUAACUUUCGUAACAAUUUAUGAAUGAUUUUUCUGCAAUCUACAUUUUCAUGCAAUCUGAUAUUUUUCAAUGAUUGUUUUUGCCAUGUGUGUGUUUGUGAAUGUUUGAUUGUUUCUGGAAUAAGAGUAUGUAUGCCUUGCCUAUGUAUGAGCCCAGCUUGUUUCAUCAAAUGGUUGAUGGUAUUUAAGUAUUAGAUUUUUCAUUUAUUUCUGUCUGCUGUGGCAAGAAGAGAAGAAAAAUCAAAUGUAUUUUUUUCAUGAAACCUCAGCAAUCAACAUUAUACUUUUUAGAACGUAUCCCACCUUGAAGGGACUGUUUUCAGAACUAAACUCCUUGAUUGUUUUCUAUGUUUUACCUUAGUCACUGUAAAAAUCAAAUCAACUACUUUUCCAGAGAAGCGGAAAAGAGUUAUGCCACUGUUCCCUGAAAAGGUGAUGUCGAUAAAUAAUGAAUCACUUUUAUUGUAUCGUCAAGAAUUUCUUUACUCCAAUUUUCACAAAUAGGAGAACCUUUAUUGGAGGUAAGCAAUCCAAUAAAAAAAAUUAGAUCAUUAAGUUAAAAUAUAAAUAAACCCUUUGACCCUCAGAGUAUAAAUUUUAAGCUGUGAGAGUGGAAUGAUAAGAUUGUUCAGUAGAAAGGAGAAAUGACCGCAGAACAAUUUGCAGAUUCUUAAUUUUCUCAUGAAAUGGUGCGUUGAUAAAUUUUUAUCCUGAAGGCAUAAUCCACUAAGCAGUUACUUGGAAGUAGGUAGCUCUAGCUGAGUACAAUGAGCUCAGUUCAAGAACAAGUUAAAAAAUAACCAAAGAAGAUCGUCUGAUGCUUCAAAUUUUUUCAAGCUGUUUUACACUCGAAAUUUUUACUCUUAUGUCUUUUGCAUUUACAUUAUUCCCACUUGAAGUCUUCUCUAUAAUUAAGUCACAUCAACGUCCUCUAUUAAUAAUCUUUUUAACCAACUUUCACCAUCCCCGCUCUGUGACUUUGGGGCCAAGUAUUAUUUCCAUAGCUCCAUUAAAAUGUAGAUGUACUCCAAUUACUUUUUAAUUGACCCUUGUUAAGUGUGCAAAAUAGUUUCCCUACUUUGAAUACCUAAGUCAUUCCCAAGUCAAUGAGCUUGUUUAGUUCUUGCGUGUUCGAAAUGUAAAGGGUGUACUUAGUUUACAGGAAUUACCCUGAUUUUUUUUUUAAAAAAAAGAAGAUAGGAAGCCACCAAAAACGAGUUGAAAGUUGCAUUUUUGUUAGCUUUUUUACAAACCUUCACCUCUUGGGAAAGCCAAGAUGGUGGCAGAAAAUAUCCUUGGUAACCGCUACCCAGACCAUAAAUUGUGAUGGAGAAGUUGCAUGGGUUUAAGAAUACCUGUGACAGGACGAACGUUUUUUUAUGUCAUCUUGAUUUUUCGGGCACUGCAUGUUUCAGUAGGACUUCAAAAUAUGCAUCUUUGAACGCGUUUUUUGUAACUUAAUAUUGUUUUAAAAAAAUCAGAAAAAUUCCUGAGAACUAAGCGCAUCCUCCACUUUUCAAGAAUUAAGAAUCGCUGAACGAGCUCAUGCAGAGAUAAUUUGCAUAUGUACAAUAACUUUCUGUACCUUGUUUAUUUCCAGUGCAUGUAUUUAUAAUUAUCUUUCUUCUAAUGAGACAUCUUUUUAUCUAUUUAACUUCAUAUCUCAUGAUUUAUCCUGAGGUCAUUUUUAUUGCUCUGAAUUGCUGUUUGUCUGUAAUUUUAAUUUCAAUCAAGUUGCUUACUUUGAAUCUUCCCAAGAUCCUUUUUACACUUUUAUCUUUAACUUUUUAGGCUAUGUAUCGCUGUAUAAUUUUUUAUUUAAUUUUAAUUUCAACCUUGUAGUUAUCGAUAGUUUUUAUUUCUGUUGAAUAUGUGUUUAUGGAAAUUGUGUUUUUCUUUGUCACGUUUUUGAAGCGAUUGUGAUAAAUUUUAUUGUUGAAAAAUUCAAUUUAUUUUUCACUAAGUUUAGAUUUUUUAUGAAUUAAUCAAAGUCAAUGGCAAUCAGGAAACAAUUCAUUUUUAAUCUAAUCGCAUUUCUAAUAAUGUUUUAAUUACUACCCAUUUUUUAAGAUUAGGUUUUACCCUGUAUUUCAGCAGAGGACUUGGUCGAUUUUUUCAUCUUCUAAAUCAUGUUGUAGUUCAAUAGAAAAGUAUAAUUCAAGCUGUUCUAAAAAAUCACUCAUGUUUUGUAUCUCAGUUUCAUAUCUGGCUCUUUAUCAUGCAACUUUCCCUACUUAAUAUAACAACCAGUGUUUGUUGGAGAAAUGUUACAGGCAACUUUUAGAUAAAAUUAAUUUUAAUUUUUGUAAAAAUCGAAAAUUGAUUUCGCUGAUUUCUUUCGGUUCUGUUGCCCCAAUUUAAAGUUUCAAAGAACAUAAACACUAAGCUCAAAAUAAAAAGGAGGGGUAUCAAUGAGAACCGUUCUUGGGCCCACCCUGAAUUUCCUCAAUUCUUCGAUUUUUGUCUUAUUAAAGGUCUAUAUUUUAGGGAAUGCAUCAUAAUCUUAGCACCGUCAGCCUCUUUUCGGGUCUAGCACUUACUGGCCUGAACAUGUGUCUGAAGGCUGACUUUUGGGGACAAAUGUGGGUUUUGGGGUUUGCAGUUGAAUGCUGAGAAAUCCACACUUUUCGCCAAAAUCGUCCGUUAGACUCUUGUUUAGGUAGUAUUAGACCCUAAUGGAGGCUGAAAAUGACCAAGUCAUGAUGCAUAGCAAAAAAUAGUUAAAUUGGAAAUUAAGUAGGAUGGGUCGUAAUUCAUCCCUUCUCGACACCCCUACUUUUCAAUGAGUAAUUUUUGAAAACCUAAGUAGGAAAAUUCAGGGAUUUAAAAGUUUUGUCCUCAUCAUGUACUUUCCACUAGGUGAGAACAUACCGUUGAUAAAGUAAAAAUCUGCCAGAUUUUCUUAAAAUUCCAAUCGAUUAGAGCAACAGGACCAGUUGAGCAUCAUAAGUUUUCCAAAAAUCUGUAAGAUCUUGAUCGAACUUAUCUCUCCCGAUCUGUGCCUAAAUUUAAUGGUUUUUUUUUUUUUUAUUCCUCGAACAAACUCUGGUCUAUCACCUUAUCCUCCUCUCAUUGAAGUAGCCCGUCAAAGAAAAAAUCUUUGUGUAGUCUUAUUGAAAUCAUUUUACUCUUUUAGGGGAUCAAGUCUCGUUUUUCAUAAUCAAUCUAGACCUUGGGUUUUUAUUCACUUCUCAUGUUACCUCCGGUUUGUGCUCCCCUUAGCGUUCUCUUAUUUGCCGGUGUGCUUCAUUUGCUUGGGAUUUUACACCGAAACUCUUUUAAAAUUGAAAUAAGGUUUCUUUCCUCAUAAUUCUUACAAAUACUUCCUUGUAAGCCUUGUCGCACAUUUCUUUUACCAAGAAGACGUUGAUUUCUCCCUUGAGGAGUCACUUAUCAGAUGCAAAGAAAAAUCCAUAAAUUUGAAGGUCAACACAUAUUUGACUCCUCAAGUUUUUUUAAACAUUGUGUCACUAAAAUUCAGUCAAUUGCAUCAUGCUCUCUAGAAUUCCCAUCAUGAAAUGCAAUUGAAGAACACUUGAGAAACGCUUUUUGAUCUGAAUCUGAUAAAAAAACUGGCUCGGUAGUACCAGACUUCAUCAUAAAUUAUCCUAUUUUAUGGUUAAUGUCAGAUCCCAUCAAAUUCCAUAGUUUUACGCUGCAAUUUUUUGAUGUAUGAAAUCCAAACUAUUUAGUCCACCUUUGUCCUUUGCUUUUAAGAAACCCUUUGACUUGUGCCAUUUUUCCCAGCUAUCAGCAAAUCUGUCACUCAUCAAAAAUGUAAUACUUUGUAGACCAAAUGAAAAAUAAAACAAUCACCUUUAUAUGAAAAAGAAAAA